AUGUAUAUUUCUUCUUUUUUCUAUCUUGCUUGUUUCUGGCUUUUGCUUUUUCCGUCCUACUACUACCGAGUACGUUGUUGUCGUAGUUUAAUGGUUUCCCUUUUUUCUUUGGAAAUGGAAACUUGGAAAAAAAAACAUCAUCGCCGAUUGCGUUUGUACGGGAGAACUCGGCAAGACGGAUCUUUAAUGAAUUGGAUCGCUAUCUUCUUUUCUUUCUCUUCUAUCUCUCUCUCUCUCUCUGUCUCUGUGGUUCUCUUUUUAUUAUGGGCGUUGUCGUCGAUGUUUUGGUUUAUUUAUCAUCCCCAUUAUUAUUUAUUAUUUUUAUUUGUUAUAAGAUUACUGUUCUUGUCCACUAAUUGA
Leptomonas pyrrhocoris is the source of this 360-nucleotide messenger RNA. RefSeq lists its product as hypothetical. The coding region runs from base 1 to 360 and encodes 119 amino acids. NCBI's taxonomy places the organism in Eukaryota, Euglenozoa, Kinetoplastea, Trypanosomatida, Trypanosomatidae. The transcript has a single exon. The record is from RefSeq and is a predicted model, not a curated record.